UAAUACGAGGAUCUGUUAGAUCAACAUAAAAAAGUACUAGUUUGGGGCCUUACGCAGAAUUGGGGCUGUCGUUAGCCGGCCAAGUUUCCUCCGCUAGUUACCUAUGGUAGACCUUGGAAACUAAAGACUAUGCAUGGCCUAGUACUUGGUAGACCUACAUAUACAUUAGUGCUCUCACGGCACAGAUCAGAUCCUUCGAGGGCUAAGCAAUAAAAGCCGCGUAGGACGAACAGCCACUUUCAACUGGUGCAACAAAUGGCGGAUAGCUCCCCAAUCAACCUGUGCCGACAUACGCAUGUGUUAUGUCAUUUUCUAUACCGAAGUGUAAAAUGACUAUGUUCACCGACGAAUGUCACGCAUACACACGAGGCUCCAGGUAUUCUCUGACCGAGGAUACUUUGUUAAAGAAAUGCUUGUCUCGGAAUAUUCUCAGGCUUGCCUGUUUCACCCCCGUUCCACUCGAGAGCUUUCGGUCCCUCAUGGAAUCUGUUGCUUGAUUGGUACUAUAAUAUAGUACUUUGAUAGACUACCGCGUCUCUUUUAGAUACUGACUCCCCGUCUCAGUCUCCAUGGCGCCUCCACCAAGGCCCAAUAAUAGCAUGGAGCUGGCUGAGACGACUACUCAGUCAGGGAAAGACCAAACGCGAUAUCACGCGCAGGUAGAUAGAAGACGGAAAAAUAGGCAGGGUAUCAUCGAAAACCCCUUAGCCUACUUGACCGACGAGGAACUUCAGCACGACGUUAAUAUAUUCUGGAAUAAUUGUUUAUCGGCAGUCAACUGGGACGACCUGCUUCGAGCGGCUCGCGUGGCUCAGAAUGCCCGCUCGUAUGACGAGGUCGCUCGGUCUGAGGAUCCUAGAGCCGGCUACCAUCUUCCCGUCCAGCUUAGCGACGAAGAGAAGGUGGCGCUGAAGGCAGAGAAGGACGUUCUAUUCUCGCAACGGGGGAUGUUCACCGUAAUCCUCACUGUAUCGCUAGCUGCCUUCCUCCAGGGAUUCGUACAGUCGUCAAUCAACGGAGCUUCGCUCUACGCGACUGAGUUUGGACUUCCUAACGUGACUUCAACGAGGGUGAACUUUACUACUAUUGCUGACGAAAAUAGUCGUCCUCAGUUGGACGACUGGAAACUCGGGGCAACCAACGCCUCGCCGUUCUUCUUUGCUGCUUUUGUAGGCUGCUGGCUGUCUCUACCUCUCAAUGAUCGAAUUGGUCGACGAGGUGCUAUGGCUGUAGCUGCUUGCCUCAUAUUCGCUAGCUCGUUAGGUUCGGCGUGGUGUUCAAGCUGGCGGGAAUUGUUGCUGGUGCGUAUAGUAAAUGGGAUUGGUAUGGGAGUCAAAGCCUGUAGCACACCUAUCCUUGCGGCGGAGACUGCAGUUGGGUUCUGGCGAGGGAGUUUUAUUCUUGCUUGGCAAUUAUGGGUUGCCUUCGGAAUAAUGGUCGGCUUCGCGUUCAACCUAAUCUUCUACACCGCACAUAACGACAGGCUAUCACUCCAGCUGAUUUUGGGAGCACCAUUCGUUCCAAGUAUCUUCCUCAUGAUAGGGCUUUGGUUCUGUCCUGAAAGCCCUCGAUAUUAUAUGCGGCAGAGGACUUCUAGUUAUAACCCACAAAAGGCAUACGAUGUCUUGCUAAAACUCCGGAAAACGAAGUUACAAGCCCUCCGGGACACUUACUUGGUCUACAAAUCUGUCCAACUCGAAGAAUAUUCGGAUGAUUCUAAUGUAGGAAGCCCAGGCGACGACGUUCCUCGGGGGUUCGUCGCUCACGUCAAGAAUUAUGCGUCCCAAUAUAAAGAACUAUUCGCUCAAAGACGACUGAGAAAUGCCCUAAUAAGUAGUUCUAUAGUCGCUUUAGCUCAACAAUUAUGUGGGAUUAAUAUGUUAGCGUUCUACUCAGGCACUUUGUUUAGCGGGGUAUUGGGGGGUGGUAAUGGCCCUCUCAUGCCCAUGGUCUACAGUCUAGGAAUUGGGGCAGUAAACUUCGUUUUCGGUCUCCCGGCAAUUAGGACUAUAGACACGCUCGGCCGCCGCAAGUGGCUUGUACUAACAUUGCCCGUUAUGUGCUUGCUUAUGAUGGCUGCUGCUCUGUCCUCCCUCAUCACCAACCAGACUACCCGGGCCGGAAUAAUUGCCCUCUUCGUGUUCCUAUUUGCGGCGGCGUACUCGCCUGGGAUGGGUCCGAUUCCAUUCACACUUGCUUCCGAAAGCUUCCCACUGUCCCAUCGUGAGGCCGGAUGCGCAUUCGCAAUUAUGAUCAACCUCCUUUUUGCCGGACUUAUCCAGAUGUUCUUCCCCAGCAUCUACGCCAGCCUCCACGACGGCGGCUCGCUCGCCCUCUUCGCGGGACUUAACCUGCUCGCCUUCGUGCUCGUCUUCCUGUUCGUCGAGGAGACGAAGCGGCGCUCGUUAGAAGACCUAGACCUCGUGUUUGCGGUCCGCAAGCGCGACUUCGUUCGCCAUCAGGUCUCUAGGUAUCUGCCGUGGUUCUUCCGUCGCUAUGCGCUGGGUCGCGCCGAGGAUAAACCCUCGCUUUACGUGGAUUUGAUUUGGAACGGGCCGCGGACACAGUCGCAUUUCAUUUGGGGCGACGAGGAAGUGACGGAAGAACGGAGAGGUGGAGGUGAAGGUGGAGGUGGAGGUGGAGGUGUAUCUAUGGGUGAUGACUGGAACGGAUUCGCGUCGAAUUCUGGCCAGGCUUAUGGUGGCGAGGAGAAUGUCUCGCCGUCUUCCCUUCGGCGACCGUCGGGGCUCGUGAUUCCGGAUUAUACGGCUAGGAUUUCGGAGGACUCGGAUGAUUCGGCACAUAGGUGAAGCGAGGUAACCGAGCAAUAAUUUCUUGGGGAGAGGAUAUUGAUAGGGCGAUUGUUAUGAGAGUGCGUUAGCUUUGGAAUCUAACGAAGUUUAUGAAAUAAACUCAAUCAUUAGGAAAUGUCUAUAGGAAAUCCUAUCAACCGUGAUAU
Molecule: messenger RNA, 2959 nt
Organism: Daldinia loculata
Lineage: Eukaryota; Fungi; Ascomycota; Sordariomycetes; Xylariales; Hypoxylaceae
Exons: 14
Coding region: 570-2810 (746 amino acids)
Biological process (GO): transmembrane transport
Cellular component (GO): membrane
Molecular function (GO): myo-inositol:proton symporter activity
Source: RefSeq, a predicted model, not a curated record